ACACUUAUUAGACUCGUGGAUGUUGACUUGGCAUUUGCACAAUGCAGUUACUAAACUGUAAUAGCUAAACUGUGAAUAGCAGGAGCUGGUUUGUGACUACAGAGACAGAAGUCAGCUGAUGUUUUAUGAGGAUGCUUUGAUUUGAUUUCAUCAGAUGUGCAUGUGACAAAGUGGAUUCUAGUCUGAUCAUGUUUUUUUAUUUAUUGUUAUUAAUGAUUGGCUGAUAUUAUUUAUUUGUUUUAUGCUUAUUUAUUUUUUUAGGAAUGGUGGCAAUUUUUGAUAGCCAAUGUCAUCGAGAUAUUUCAUGAAUAAUUCCAUUUAAAUGAGAAUUGUUGGAGUAGAAAGUGGUGAAGUGAUGUAAUACUCUAUAAUCUCAAUAUGGCAUAGUUAUAAACUGGAUGAUUUAAUAAUAAUAAUAAUUAUACAAAAAUAAAUAAAUAAAACAUGAAAAGAAAAAGCAACAAAAAUGAAAGCAAUCAUUUUGAAUUUUAUUAUUAUUGUUAUUAUUAUUAUUAUUAUCAGCUUGCAAAUAUAUUUUUCAAUGUAUCUUAUAAAUUUUCAUGAUUGUAUGAAUUCAGUUUGUCACUUUGAUAUGUGCUCACAUGUUUAUGUUGUGUAUCAUUUUGAUAUUCAUGCACCUGUGCUGGACUUUCAGAGUCUGAACGACCAGCCCUGACCUGUUUGGUGCACAAACACACACACACACACACACACACACACACACACAAAGGGCUCUGCUGUGCUGAUUCACACAACAGCUCCAUUGACACACACUCAGCUGCUGCUGUCACACACACGCACACCUACAGCUCUCUGCAAACACAUGAACACACAGUCCGUCAGCAGCAGAGCUUACGUGAAGCACACGACAAACCCAGCAGGUAGAGGCUCAUCGGAGGGUCUUCAGCGAGGCUGAUGUUUUCUGAGGCCUGCCAUCGUUCAACAGGUGCUGAAUGAUAGUUCAGGUGGAUCUCACGCUAUUGGUUGAGCCAUCAGUUGACUUUUAGCAAACACUCUUUAGGACGUCAGCUACAUACAACUAUAAGAUAGUGUUUUAUCUUUCAAACAGCGGCAUGAGCAAACACUAAAAGAGAGAUGAGAACAAGGCAGUGCAGAGCGCUGUGACGGACGGACGGCGGUGUGGACGUGUCAUUGUUACAGAUCAGUGACAACAAUUACAUCAAACUGUGUGAUGGGAUUGUAUAGUGCUCACUCUUUUAUUUAUUAAACAUGAUUUAACUAGCAUUAAGUAUUUUACUGAGACUGCUUAAUAUAUAUGUGAUUCUAUUCAUCAAAUGAAAAAUCACAAUUAACCCAGUAAACAGUUCCAGACUUUAGCCUCUGCUUCUGUGGUUUGCCUUUGGGUUGGUCGAAUGGUAUUUCUGUGGUUUUUGUGUGAUCUCUGGCUCAGUGCGGUCCUUUCAGCUGCGUUCACACACGCUGUUCUGAGAUCAGCUCGCUUCACUCACAGCACUGAAAUGUUCAUGCGUGGCUGAGCAGGUCUGAGCGCAGUAACCUGACAGACAAACGCUCUGUUGACCUGCUUUCUUUUCACGGACUGAAAGGUGGCUGUUUUCUACGGCUCUAAUAUCAAAGCCACAUUUCUGAACAUUUCUAGGUUCGUCUGAACUUGGUGUCAUUGCAAACAACAUUCUGCAGUGUAGCACUAUAGUCUGCAGACACUUCAACUGAUUUGCGUUUGACAUACAUGACAAAAAGGUCUGGAAUCCUCACUUGGCUGUCUGCGAGAUAUUCGAUCUGGGAUCUGAAGGUAUUGUUUUUGGGCCCUCAGUUUCCAAAAGCAUCAUUCAUCUUAAGCUUCCUCAUUUGGUGCACUGUGUUAAACCAAACAUGGGUCAUAUUUGUUUCCUUUUUAAGUUUUACAAACAAAUAUGUGUUGUGUUAAAGAUUAUAAGAGACUCAGUCAUGCAUUUAUUUAUUUAUUUUUCAUCUUAAAUGAACUAGGAAUAAGUCAGUCUCAAAAUGGUCUUGAACAUGUACAGGUUACUCCAACUGGAUUUGUAAAUGUUAAAAUAAACUGUAAAAUAUGACCUUUUGUCUUGAAAUCCUUCAGUGGUUUGGCAUUUCUUAUCUUUCAGUCUUACUAUCUGUGAGUAAACGGUUAGAUGUCUGCUGUCCUCUGUCCCGGUCAAGGUUAAAGCUGUGUUCUUGUGGCUGUGUUUCUGUCUGAUCUGCUGCUCUUCCCCCUUAAAUGUCUGAGCAGUUAAACUGGAUGUAUACUCUUAUUUAUGUAGACAGAUAAAAGAAAAGCUUGCAUCUCCAAACUUUAAUUUCAGUUGAAUCUAGGUUAUGCCUGUCACAUACUCAAAAUAAAUGUGAGUAUGUGAGGUGUUCAUGCCUUUCACUUGUAACACAGUUUUGCCUCCUUAGACUGUGUACAAUGAAAAAAGCUGAAAAAAUAUUAACUGUGUCAAUACUUGGAAACUUACUAAUAAUGUUAAAUUAGACAUGCUUUUAAAUAAAUGUGUUUUCACUGCAUGUAAUAUUAAUUUAAUGUGCUUUUUUUCAGUUUGACAGCAGAAUACAAAGCAAAUUGACUUCCAUAAACCCAGAUCUGUCUUGACUGAAUCUUUUGUUUCUGAGACCCAGAAAUAGAGUUCUUAAGGGGGACGUGAGAUCUGGGACAUGCUCUGAAAUUCCUUAAUCUUUCUCAGCUCCGAUUGAGAUCUUUUAAGACUUUAAUACCGAGUCUAAUCACACACACACUUGACUUUACCUCACGCCAGCUGCUGCCCUCUCGCCCCGCGACCGAGAACAAACGUUGUAGAAGUGAACUCAUUUGCUCAUUCACAUUUUCAGACCUGCUGUGUAAAGUUCAGUGUAAAUGAAACCAAAGGGCGUUGCUUGUCUAAUAACUCUUGUGAAUUGUGAGUACUCUUAUGAAAAAGAAGUUUAUUCAAGUGUGCUAUUAGUGUACUUCUUUUAAACUAAAUAGCAAAGUGUACUUUUAGUCUACUUUUUCAGUACCUUUCAGUCUUUUUUAAGUGUUUUGUUCAAAAUAUUGUUUUUUUAAUUUUAUUUUAUUUUUUAUUUAUGGAACUUACCCCCAUUCAAAUAUUUAUAAAAAAGAAUGCAUAAAGCUAGAAUAAAACGUUUUUGUUUACAAGCAGACGCCCUGAUCUUUCUUUUAAACCUUUGUCUUUUCAGAUAUUCAUAUAAUAUACAUAAUAUACAAAACAUAUACAAAAUUAAUACCCAAACAUAUAUAGGGACAUAGUAGUAUACUUAAAGUAUGAUGUAAAGUUCACUUAAAGAAAACUUACGAGUAUACUUACAGUGUAAAACUAUUAAUCCAGUAGUUUACUGAGACUAUACUUCAAAGUGUACUAAAAAUGCUGCAAGUAUUUAAUUAGUAAUCAGUAUACCUGUAAGUUCACUUUUAGUAUAGCUGCAGUACAAACUAAAAACAGAUAUAAACUGUUCGUGUGCUCAAAGUUUAUUACUGUUAUACUUGAAGUAUACUUAAAGGUAUAAUUUUACAUACUAGAAAGGAGUACUGAAAUAGUACACUUACAAGUAUACUACCAGUAACCUGAUAUUUGUAUACCUACUACAUAAAGUAUACUUAAUAAUAUACUUGAACUUCACUUGAGUAUACUUAGUCAAAUAAACUUGAAGUGUACUUCUUUUUGGUAAGGGUAAGUGAAUAUGUGAAUGACAUUUUAAAACAAAACUGUUUUCGGUGAACCAUUCCUUUAAAAUAAGACACUUGGUGGCAAACCAAUUACAGCAUUUUGAAUGUUUUUUUGUUUUGUUUUGUUUUGUUUUCAUACCCGACUUGAGGAAUUUGAAGCUCGUUACUAAGCUCAUUCUUAGACAUCGCGAGGGGCGCAAACAAAUUAUCAUCAUGCACCGUAAGGCUGAAAGCACUGCACUGAACUGCAGAGGCCUACAAACAUCAGAUCAGUCAUUAAUUCAAGUCAAGUCAAGUCAAGUCGAGCUUUAUUGUCAUUCUGCUACACGUGUGGACAUAUAGUAGAACGAGAUGUCGUGUCUCACAGGACCACGGUGCUACAUACUAGUUAAGCAUAAUAUAAACAUACAACAGUACACAAAUAAGAAAAGCAAUUACAGACUUAUACAACCAUUUGACUAUACAUAUACUAUAAAUGCUAUAACUAUAAUAAAUAGUUGACUACACAUACAAAACAGACAACAAAAACUUUACAUAAGUACUGUACAUGACGUUUUACAAAAGAGACAUUUGUACAUGAAAUUGUGCAAUGGAGAUAUUUAGUGCAUUAAACUGUGCAGAAGAGAGGAGAGAUUUUGAGGGAAAUUCCCCAUAAUGCACCAUAAAAUUCAUGCAGAUGAAGGCAGUGUGCUUUUUGCAGUGGCUCUGUGGCCGUUCUUACUCUAGAUCUGGUGAAGAUGUAAAUGCAGCUGUGUCCGGGGUCCGUUCAGUGCUCGUGCGGUGCGAUGGGCUCCGUGUCGAUCCGCUGCGGUGGAGGCGGCUGCUGAUUGGCGCCCUGGGGCGGCGGGGAAGCUCGAUGCAGUGAAGGGCGCCGCGUCCCUGGGUGUCGUGGUAUAAAUGCCUGAGCUGUUGAGUCGGACGCUGGGUCUGGAGUGGGGAAAGGGAAUGAGGAGCUGGCUUCAACAAGGCAAGAAGUUUAGAUUGUUUCAUCCUCCUAUAGGCGUUUCAGAGUGUACAGUAGCCCCAGUAGCCAUGGAGGACAGUGACCGUGAAGCCGACUCGGCGUCAGAUGAGCAGGACUCUAUGCCGGCGUCACCUGAGCCCAGGCCGUAUGAAGUGCAAAAGCACUUCCCUAAGGAAGACUCGGAGGACUCGGAGCUGGAGCACAUCAUGGGACACCACCCGCCCAGAGAGGGUCACCCGUUUGCCCACCACGGGCACCAUAAGGCCGAUAGUGAGGGCGAGGGUCACAGCAGACCCCAAACCCCGGGAACACCCACCUUCCUGAGGCCCGCGGCGGUGCCCAGGGGCCCCGGAGAGUUAGAGCACGAGUCCAGACACGGGGCUCAGCGGGGCCAUGUGGACUUUAGCCUGCCGUCUCCCAUCAGCCCAUCCAGGCCUAAGAGCCCCUGGGGCCGCUACGACCCCUAUGACUCUACUGAGGACCAGGACAAGGAGUAUGUGGGAUUUGCAACGUUGCCAAAUCAGGUUCACCGCAAAUCUGUGAAGAAGGGCUUUGACUUCACUUUAAUGGUAGCAGGAGAGUCAGGUUUAGGAAAGUCCACCCUGGUCAACAGUCUGUUCCUGACAGAUCUCUACAAAGACAGAAAGCUGCUCAAUGCUGAAGGUGAGGCUCAUCUCCACCUGCUGUCAGCGUUCGCUGCGAUUACUCACACGUGCCUUUACUGUUUGUCCGACGGCUGUGUUGUGUUGGUAGAGAGGAUCACUCAGACGGUGGAGAUCACCAAACACACGGUGGAUAUCGAGGAGAAGGGCGUCAAACUGAAGCUCACUAUCGUGGACACACCAGGAUUCGGGGAUGCUGUCAAUAACACUGAAUGCUGGAAGUCAGUGGCAGACUACAUAGACCAGCAGUUUGAGCAGUAUUUCAGAGACGAGAGCGGACUGAACCGCAAGAACAUUCAGGAUAACCGCGUGCACUGCUGCCUCUACUUCAUUUCACCUUUCGGUCACGGGUUAAGGCCUCUGGAUGUGGAGUUUAUGAAGGCUCUUCACGAGAAGGUCAACAUUGUUCCUGUACUAGCUAAAGCCGACACACUCACUCCAACGGAGGUCAAGAAAAAGAAAAUCAAGAUUCGAGAGGAGAUCGAACAAUACGGAAUAAAGAUCUACCAGUUUCCAGACUGUGACUCAGAUGAGGAUGAGGACUUCAAACAGCAGGAUCAAGAGCUCAAGGACAGCAUUCCCUUCGCUGUGAUCGGCAGUAACACAGUAGUGGAAGCGAAAGGCAAGAGGGUCCGAGGACGUCUGUACCCCUGGGGAAUCGUAGAAGUGGAGAACCCAGCGCACUGUGACUUUGUGAAGCUGAGGAACAUGUUGGUACGAACGCACAUGCAGGAUCUGAAGGACGUGACCCGGGAAACCCACUAUGAGAACUACAGAGCGCAGUGCAUCCAGAGCAUGACCCGCAUGGUGGUGAAGGAACGCAACCGCAACAAACUGACCAGGGAGAGCGGCACCGACUUCCCCAUUCCCAUGGUGCCCGGCGUCACCGACAACGAGACGGAGAAGCUCAUCCGCGAGAAAGACGAGGAGUUGAGGCGGAUGCAGGAAAUGCUGCAGAAGAUCCAGGAGCAGAUGCACACGCAGAAGGAGGCGUAUUAACACACAUUCACUGAUCUGAAGCAGCUUCCCCUCGACCGGCACCUUCACUGUAACAUCUGAGAAAUACCGCGGUAUCACCCGAGCGAGUGUACCGUCAGAACAGAUUCAAGUAGGCUUCACGUCCCACUAAAUCAUGUCUGGGUCACAUUUCACCCCAAAAAAUAAAACUUUUACAUUUUUGUUGUUGUGUAUUUGCAUUACAACAUUAUUUUCGUGAUGAUGAAUCACAUUUAAAGCCCAGACACACGUUACUUUUAAACGAUUAUUAUUUGAAUUGUUAUUAUUGGUAACGGUGAAUUUCUUACUGUAACAUGGGGUUAUGGAGAUAUAAAAUGUUUAUUCUUUUUUAUUUGUUUAACUAUAUAGUAAUGUUUAAAUAAAAAUAGGAUAUAUCAUUUUGGGCGAAAAUAUAUCCCAGACAUGUUACUUUAAAUUAAUGGAAUCACUGCACAAAACAUUCUUUAUAGUGGAAAAAGGUUCUUCAGAUUAUUCAGAUGUUCUUGACAUGUGCAAAACAAUUUUAUGUUUUGAUCACUGGUUCUCUGAGGAACCCAACGUGAUUGUUCAGUGGCAUCAGUGCAAAAACAGCUGAUUUAACAUUUUAACUUGUGACUGCCGGUAUACUUCACGAAAAAAAUAUAUCUGUGUCCUCGUUUAAAUCUUUGUGCGAAGGCGUCUGGUUCAGGGGUCUCUAAUGACAGCAGCCCUUUAACCGCUCUUCUUGUUGUGUUUCUACCCCAGGAUUGUUUUAUAAUUGCUUGAUAUCAUAGGAUGAAUUCAGUGGAAUUAUUUAAGGGUUUUUUUAUUUGUUUUUUUUUUUUUUACAAUGUAACUUUAUUUUGUAUAACGUUCAUUAAUUGCAUUGGUUGUAAUGAAUGUCUUUGGUUUUGUUUGUAUUUCUAUGUAAAACCGCAAAAGCUUCUUUUAGAAAGUUUUUAAAUGAAAAAAAACAAAACUUUUAU
Molecule: messenger RNA, 7242 nt
Organism: Labeo rohita (rohu)
Lineage: Eukaryota; Metazoa; Chordata; Actinopteri; Cypriniformes; Cyprinidae
Gene: septin4b
Product: septin 4b
Exons: 12
Coding region: 4553-6280 (575 amino acids)
Biological process (GO): cytoskeleton-dependent cytokinesis; regulation of exocytosis
Cellular component (GO): cell division site; synaptic vesicle; septin complex
Molecular function (GO): GTPase activity; molecular adaptor activity; GTP binding
Source: RefSeq, a predicted model, not a curated record